AUGGCUGUUGAGGGCCGAGCCCCUGUUCCCGGAACUUGGCGCAGGCGCAGGUUCUUAUCGUUGUCCGCUGGGCCCGAGUUGGUGCCCGAGCCUCGCACCCUGGGUGUGAUCCGCAGCGGCCGCCGCGCAGGCCGCCCAAACCCUCGCCGCUGCCAGCUGCGUCUGGGCCGCGCCGUCGCCCCCUGCCUCAUGCUGCCCGCCGAGCAGGCGCCGCCGCCGCCGCCGUCGCCGUCGCAGGUGCUGCAGAGCUACCACCAGGCCUGCGAGGCGGCCCUCAACCGGCAGGCCAACCUGGAGCUGCACGCUGCCUACACUUUGCUCUCCAUGGCCUGUCACUUCUACCGCGACGAUGUGGCGCUCACCUGCCUGGCCGCCUACUGGCAGCGCCAAGCCAGCAAGGCGCGCCAGCAGGCCGAGCUGCUGCUGCUGCUGCAGAACCAGCGCGGGGGCCGCGUUGUGCUUCACGACAUCCCCAAGCCCGAGACCGACGACUGGGGCAGCGGGCUCCACGCCCUGGAGCGAGCCCUCCACCUGGCCACCAGGGUGCAGCAGGGCCUCAGCGACCUGCACCAGCUGGCGGCUGAUUGGGGUGACCUGGAGCUGUGCGGCUUCCUGGAGAGCCGCUGUAUGCACCAGCAGGCCAAGUUCGUCCAGGAGCUGGGCGAGCACCUGAACCACCUGCGCUGGCUGACUGACGACAACGCCCGCCUGGAAGAAUACUUCGACACCAAGUUCAACUUCGGAGACAGCGACAAGGAGAACCAGUUCGGAGACCCGGAGUGA
Messenger RNA from Echinops telfairi (small Madagascar hedgehog), 783 nucleotides. Its product is annotated as ferritin heavy chain-like. Bases 1 to 783 code for a protein of 260 amino acids. Gene Ontology annotation, molecular function: ferrous iron binding; ferric iron binding. NCBI's taxonomy places the organism in Eukaryota, Metazoa, Chordata, Mammalia, Afrosoricida, Tenrecidae. The transcript has 2 exons. Gene Ontology annotation, biological process: iron ion transport; intracellular iron ion homeostasis. Gene Ontology annotation, cellular component: cytoplasm. The record is from RefSeq and is a predicted model, not a curated record.